AUGAAACUCGAUGCCACAGACCUCCGAUAUGUCACUUCUGACGAGUUCAGAGUGCUUACGGCCGUUGAAAUGGGGUCGAAGAACCACGAGACCGUCCCGACAGUGCUGAUCGUGAAGAUAUCUGGUUUGCGGAACGGGGGCGUUAACAAAAUCCUUGGCUCUCUCGCCAAGAGAAAUCUUGUUUCGAGGAUACAGAACGCUAAAUACGAUGGGUAUCGCCUCACCUACGGCGGAUAUGAUUAUCUAGCUAUGCGUGCAAUGUCUAAGCGCGACACCGUGUACUCCAUUGGGAACCAGAUCGGUGUCGGCAAGGAAUCUGAUAUAUACAUUGUCGCCGACAAGGACGGCAACGAGCUAGUCCUCAAACUUCAUAGACUGGGCCGUAUUUCCUUCCGAGCGAUUAAGGCAAAAAGAGAUUACAUGGGUAAACGGAAAUCGGCGUCUUGGAUGUACAUGUCCCGUCUCGCCGCGGAGAAGGAGUACGCCUUCAUGAAGGUCCUGUACGAGCACAAUUUCCCAGUCCCAAGACCUGUCGACCAAGCAAGACACUGCAUCCUCAUGGAGUUCAUCGACGCAUAUCCCUUACGUCAAAUAGCGGACGUCCCGUCCCCGGGUGCGCUCUACUCAAAGCUGAUGGACAUGAUCGUCCGCUUCGCCCGCGCCGGGCUCAUCCACGGCGACUUCAACGAGUUCAACAUCCUCAUCCGGCGCGCCUCGGGCGAGCCCGUCGUCAUCGACUUCCCGCAGAUGGUCAGCACGUCGCACCAGAACGCGGAAUGGUACUUCAACCGUGACGUGGAGUGCAUCCGGCGGUUCUUCAGGCGGCGGUUCCGCUACGAGAGCAGUAUCUAUCCCCGUUUCCGCGCGGUCAAGUCCGAGAAGGGCGACGAUGGCUCGGAGGAAUGGCACCUCGACCUCGUGGUGUGCGCGAGCGGGUACGACAAGGGGGAACAUAAGGUGUUGGAAGAAUACAUGGACAACAUGCUGCGUGAGAAGGCAGACGCAGGAUCGGACGAGGAAGAGGCCGAAGGGAGCGGCGAAGGGGACGAGGACGAGGACGAUGAAGAAGGGGAAGAUGAAGAGGAGUUCAGCGAAGACGAAGAUGGACACGUUCUAGAUCGCGUCGAACGCCGAGGCAGAGGCAGUCGCGACGAGGAAGCGGGGAACUCAGGCCCCGAAGGCGGAGAUGCGCUACGCGUUCAUGAAUCUGGAGAACCACAACCACGGGAUACUUCGGUGCAUGUGCGCACACAUCCCGAAGGAGACGUGCAUGGUGUACCGAACGCUUCUGAUGGGGACGAGGAAGCCGACGGGGAUGGCCCAUCUUCCCGCGCAGAUUCACCGCGAUCUUCGGCACCCCGCUCGCCUUCGCCCUCUCUCGCGGACCGUACGGCUGCGAUGUCUCUGCAGUCUUCGCACAAGGCUUCGGCAUCUGGCGCGAAGGACAUCUCAGAGAAGGUUCAGACUGAGGUCGCGAAACGGCGUGCUCGGAACCAGCGCAAGUACCAUUCUAAGAAGGGCGCGCAGAGCCAGGGCGGCCGGCCCCGGGGAAGCAAGAGGAAGCAAGACACAAAAAUCAAGUUGGACGGCGGUGGGUUCUGGGACUAG
Molecule: messenger RNA, 1608 nt
Organism: Dichomitus squalens LYAD-421 SS1
Lineage: Eukaryota; Fungi; Basidiomycota; Agaricomycetes; Polyporales; Polyporaceae
Product: RIO1-domain-containing protein
Exons: 9
Coding region: 1-1608 (535 amino acids)
Biological process (GO): protein phosphorylation; maturation of SSU-rRNA
Cellular component (GO): cytosol; nucleus; preribosome, small subunit precursor
Molecular function (GO): protein serine/threonine kinase activity; ATP binding
Source: RefSeq, a predicted model, not a curated record